Pseudoliparis swirei is the source of this 2975-nucleotide messenger RNA. Its product is annotated as glutamate receptor 3-like. Gene Ontology annotation, cellular component: dendritic spine; AMPA glutamate receptor complex; plasma membrane. The transcript has 18 exons. The coding region runs from base 49 to 2892 and encodes 947 amino acids. Gene Ontology annotation, molecular function: transmitter-gated monoatomic ion channel activity involved in regulation of postsynaptic membrane potential; AMPA glutamate receptor activity. The record is from RefSeq and is a predicted model, not a curated record. Gene Ontology annotation, biological process: monoatomic ion transport; synaptic transmission, glutamatergic; modulation of chemical synaptic transmission. NCBI's taxonomy places the organism in Eukaryota, Metazoa, Chordata, Actinopteri, Perciformes, Liparidae.
UACGAUUUAGCCCUCCGGUCCGGACCCCGGGACCGAGCCGUCCCCGCCAUGGCAGCCCGGUUGCUGCUGCUGCUGCUGCUGCUCUGCGGCCGGUCGUCGGCAGGAUUUCCCAAUCAGAUAAAUAUCGGGGGGCUGUUCAUGCGGUCCACGGUGCAGGAGCACAGCGCGUUCCGGUUCGCGGUCCAGCUCUACAACACCAACCAGAACUCCACGGAGAAGCCGUUCCACCUCAACUACAACGUGGACAACCUGGAGUCCUCCAACAGCUUCUCCGUCACGCAUGCGUUCUGCUCUCAGUUCUCCCGAGGAGUCUACGCCAUCUUCGGCUUCUACGACAAGAAGUCGAUGAACACGCUGACGUCGUUCUGCGGCGCGCUGCACACGUCCUUCGUGACGCCGAGCUUCCCCACGGACAACGAGGUGCAGUUCGUGAUCCAGAUGCGUCCCGCGCUGCGCGGCGCCGUCCUCAGCCUGCUGGCGCACUACAAGUGGCAGAAGUUCGUCUACCUGUACGACACCGACCGAGGCUUCUCCGUCCUGCAGGCCAUCAUGGAGGCAGCGGUCGCUAACAACUGGCAGGUGACCGCCCGCUCGGUCAGCGGCACGACCGACGCGGCCGAGUUCAAGCGCAUCAUCGAGGAGAUGGACCGGAGGCAGGAGAAGCGCUUCGUGAUCGACUGCGAGGUGAACCGGAUCAACACCAUCCUGGAACAGGUCGUGACCUUGGGGAGGAACAGCCGUGGGUACCACUACAUCCUGGCCAACCUGGGCUUCACCAACGUGAGCUUGGACAAAGUCUUCGCGGGCGGCGCCAACAUCUCGGUCUUCCAGGUGGUGAACCCGGAGAACCCCGUGGUGACGCAGUUCAUGCAGCGCUGGGAGCGCCUGGACGAGCGAGAGUUCCCAGAAGCCCGGAACACUCCGCUGAAGUACACGUCGGCUCUGACCCACGAUGCCAUCCUGGUGAUCGCCGAGGCGUUCCGGUACCUGCGGCGCCAGCGCGUCGACUGCUUUCAUUACGGAGAGGAGGGCACACUGCGAGGUCUGCUCGAGCGCGGCGACCGGCGCCAGCUGGUCCGGGCGGCGGGUCCGUCCGGAGCAGCGUCGCGCCACACCAGCGUGGGCGCCCGCUUGCGGCGGCUGCCGCUACUGCGGCAGCAGGAUUGCAACAUGGCGUCUCUGAGGAGGCCGCCGAUUCCAGCGGAGUGUCUCUCUGUCUCUCUCUCUCUGUCUCUCUGUCUCUCUCUGUCUGUCUGUCUCUCUGUCUGUCUGCCUGUCUGUCCCUCGUGGCAGGUCCGAGUCCAGGGGAUGACCGGUAACAUCCAAUUUGAUAACUACGGCCGGCGGGUCAACUUCACCAUCGACGUGUACGAGAUGAAAACCGGCGGGCCCCGCAAGAUGGGCUUCUGGAACGAGUUUGUGCGCCUGGUGAACACGGCCGAGCCGCCGGCGGCCAACGAGUCGUCGGUGGAGAACAGAACCAUUGUGGUCACUACUAUCAUGGAAGCUCCUUAUGUGAUGUACAAGAAAAAUUAUAUGCAUCUGGAUGGGAAUGACAGAUAUGAAGGCUACUGCGUCGAUUUAGCAUCUGAGAUUGCCAAACAUGUUGGAAUUAAGUACAAACUGUCUAUAGUAAUGGAUGGGAAGUACGGAGCCCGAGACCCCGAGACCAAGAUGUGGAACGGGAUGGUGGGUGAACUGGUCUAUGGGAGGGCCGACAUCGCCGUGGCCCCCCUCACCAUCACGCUGGUGCGGGAGGAGAUGAUCGACUUCUCCAAGCCCUUCAUGUCUCUGGGCAUCAGCAUCAUGAUCAAGAAGCCCCAGAAGUCGAAGCCCGGCGUGUUCUCCUUCCUCGACCCGCUGGCCUACGAGAUCUGGAUGUGCAUCGUGUUCGCCUACAUCGGGGUCAGCGUGGUGCUGUUCCUGGUGAGCCGCUUCAGCCCCUAUGAGUGGAACCUGGACGAGCAGGACGAGGCCAAAGACCCCCAGGGGCCCCCGGAACCCCCCAACGACUUCGGCAUCUUCAACUCGCUCUGGUUCUCACUGGGGGCCUUCAUGCAGCAGGGCUGUGACAUCUCCCCCAGGUCUCUGUCGGGCCGCAUUGUGGGAGGAGUCUGGUGGUUCUUCACCCUCAUCAUCAUCUCCUCCUACACGGCCAACCUGGCGGCCUUCCUCACCGUGGAGAGGAUGGUGUCGCCCAUCGAGAGCGCCGAGGACCUGGCCAAGCAGACGGAGAUCGCCUACGGGACGCUGGACUCAGGCUCCACCAAGGAGUUCUUCAGGAGAUCCAAGAUCGCGGUCUACGAGAAGAUGUGGUCCUACAUGAAGUCCGCCGAGCCCUCCGUGUUCGUGAAGACCACCCCCGACGGCGUGGCCCGCGUCCGCAAGUCAAAGGGGAAGUUUGCCUUCCUGCUGGAGUCCACCAUGAACGAGUACAUCGAGCAGCGGAAGCCCUGCGACACCAUGAAAGUGGGCGGGAACCUGGACUCCAAGGGCUACGGCGUGGCCACGCCCAAAGGAUCCGCAUUAGGAAAUGCUGUAAACCUGGCCGUUUUAAAACUGAAUGAGCAAGGCCUCUUGGACAAAUUGAAAAACAAAUGGUGGUACGACAAGGGAGAGUGCGGCAGCGGGGGAGGUGACUCCAAGGACAAGACGAGCGCCCUCAGCCUCAGCAAUGUGGCUGGGGUCUUCUAUAUUCUGGUUGGAGGGCUGGGGCUGGCCAUGAUGGUGGCGCUGAUAGAGUUCUGUUAUAAGUCACGGCAAGAAACCAAACGCCUCAAAUUGGCCAAGAAUGCCCAGAACUUUAAGCCGGCUCCCCCGACCAGCACCCAGAACUUUGCCACGUACAGAGAAGGAUACAACGUGUACGGAACCGAGAGCGUGAAGAUCUAGAGCACCAGGAGGAGGAGCUCCUCCCCCUCUGCAGCGACGACACGACGGCCUCCUUCAGUGCCUUAGGACUCCUCCUGAUGACG